Molecule: messenger RNA, 2162 nt
Organism: Saprolegnia parasitica CBS 223.65
Lineage: Eukaryota; Oomycota; Saprolegniomycetes; Saprolegniales; Saprolegniaceae
Product: TKL protein kinase
Exons: 4
Coding region: 1-2118 (705 amino acids)
Biological process (GO): protein phosphorylation
Molecular function (GO): protein kinase activity; ATP binding
Source: RefSeq, a predicted model, not a curated record
AUGGACCUGACACCGCUGGCCGCGACAGCCGGCUACUACUUCGUCCUCACGUAUCUCGAUGCGACGUAUCGGUCGCCGCCCGACUAUGGCGGCGGUAACGCGCCCAGCUGGCACCACGUCAUGACACUGGACGUCCUCGACGUCGCCGCGCCCGUGCAUCUCUGCGUCUAUGGCACAAGUGCCGGCAGCGACGACGACGAUGUCCUUGUCGGCAGCUUGCGCAUCGAGCUAUCGCCGCCGGCGGCCAUACAGGGCUGGCGGCGUCUCCAACCGCCCAGCGGCCAAGUGCAUUUCGAGCUCGCGUACCAUCAACGCGCCGUGCCCUGCAUUGCAUCGGACGAGCUCGUGAUCCUUACCGACAUUGGCGCCGGCGCGUACGGUGUGGUGCAGAAAGGCUUCCUCGACGGCCGUCCGUGCGCGAUCAAGACACUCCACGUGGUCGACGCCGAGGCAUUUGGCCGCGAGAUGCAGUCGCUCUUCGUGCUCGAGUCGCCACAGCUGGCGACCGUCUUGGCGAUUGCCGAUGCGACGUCGCACCGGCCCAAGAUCGUGGUCGAGUUUUUUGAAGCCGGCGCGCUCGCCGCGUGGCUCACCGAAAGUCCGGCGUGGCACGAGAACGAGUCGCUGCAGAUCGCCGCCGACGUUGCGCAUGGCCUCGCCUACCUCCACGCACGCGGGUGCGUCCACGGAGCGCUACACCCGAGCAACAUCAUGCUGACGCCGCAACGCCGGGCCAAGCUCGUGGAUUUUUACUUGGUCAGCGCGACGAUGGUGCACUUCGACACAUUGACGUCGCUGCCGUGGAUGUUUACCGCGCCCGAGGUGCUUUCCGGCCAAGUGCCAAGUGCCGCCAGCGACGUCUACAGCCUCGGGGCGCUGCUCGUCGCACUCGCCAACAACAAGGAGUCGCCUUUUGACGCGCCGCCCGGCAAUCCGUUUCCGACGAUCGCCAAGGUCAUCGCCGGCGACCUUGCGCCGCGACCGAUUCCACCGGUGGCGCCAAGCGUGCUGCGAGAAUGGGCUCCCUUGUGCAUGGCCCAUGGCGCCGACGCGCGACCGUCGGCCAAGCACGUCGCGAGUCAGCUCGAGGCUGUGCUGCCGCCACCCAUGGUAGAGCAGAGUGCACUCGCUCUCGAGGACGAUGUGGGCGAAGCACUGACCAUCGAGACGCAGUACUACAACCCCGAGCCAGACGUGGACGUCCCCAUCUUUGACGCUACCGAGCUACUCGAGCGCAGUCGUCUCGGCGCCGGUCCAUAUGGGUUUGUGGACGCAGCCACCUUUCACGGUACAAGGGUUGCUGUCCAAACGUUCAUGGACCGCCGGGACAAAUUCGACCACUGUGUGCUGCUUCUCUCUCGGCUGACCCAUGUGCCAACAAUUGUGCAGCUGCUCGGCGUCGUCGACGUGGCUUCGUCACGCCCACAGCUCGUGCUCGAAUACAUGGACGGCGGCGCGCUGCGGACGUACCUCGACAGCCGUCGGCGGUUCCGAACGCGCGUCGAGCUCGACACACUCACGAUCGCGCAUUCGAUUGCUUCGGCGCUCGCAGCGCUGCACGCCCAAGGCCUUGUGCACCGGUUUGUGAGCUCGCUCAGCGUGCUCUGGAGCUCGACGCGCAUCGCCAAGCUCGGUAACUUUGUCUUGGCCACGCCCACCUCGCCCGAUGUUGUGCUGACGCAAGGCGCCGGCUCCAUGUUUUGGAUGGCGCCCGAGGUCAUUCGCGGCGACUAUUACGACACCUCGGCCGACAUGUACUCGUUUGGCGUGCUUUUGACCGAGCUGGAUACGCUCCUGCCGCCGUACGGCUACCUCCGACAAAACCACUUUGUGACGAUGGACCAAGUGAGCAAAGGACUGCUUCGACCUGAGCUCAGUGCCACGUGUGCGCCGUGGUAUCGGGAGCUUGCACUAAGCUGCAUGGCGCAAGACCCGUCACUGCGCCCGACCGCUGCGCACGUGUGUGCACUCCUCGAGCCGAAAUUGUCGACACCAACGCGGCUCAAGUCGGGUCAAGUGCGCUCGGCCUUGAAGCCACUCGUGAGCUUCUCGCUUCACACCAUGUUCAAGACGCAGUUUACGUCCAAACGGGCUCGUCGUGACAGCAAAACCACUUGACUGUGCUCGAAAACGAUGUUUUAUAUACAUCUCACUACACCCUG